Cucurbita maxima (winter squash) is the source of this 1350-nucleotide messenger RNA. RefSeq names its product dof zinc finger protein DOF1.7-like. Gene Ontology annotation, molecular function: DNA-binding transcription factor activity; DNA binding. Gene Ontology annotation, biological process: regulation of DNA-templated transcription. Lineage: Eukaryota; Viridiplantae; Streptophyta; Magnoliopsida; Cucurbitales; Cucurbitaceae. The coding region runs from base 457 to 1095 and encodes 212 amino acids. The transcript has a single exon. The record is from RefSeq and is a predicted model, not a curated record.
AGGCUUUAAUCCAUCGUCUCUUUAUAUAUGUCGACUGCUCGUCUCUUUCACGCGGAUAUCUCAACGUAUUUCCUCCUCGCCGGCAUAGUUUCUGUCACCGGCGAUCUUCCUUUUUUCCGACUGCAAAAUCUCACAGAAACCAAAACAUACAAACCCAGUUGAGGUUUUUGUGCUUUUCUUCUGAAAAGUUUCAGGCUUGUCCAUUCAUUUGCUUUUUGGAAGCAUGAAAGCUACGGCUUGGAGCUCUUUUUAAACCACUUUUGUCGGAUUUCCCCCCUCUUUUUGCUCUGUUUUAGUCUCUGUUUUUUCUUACAACAAAAUCUCCGAACCCUUUUUCAGUUCCCCAUCUUUGAUCACCGAAACUUCUUCUCGGAAACUGAACCCAAGUUCUUUUUUCUUUUUCUCGCGAAAAUUUUGAUUUUGUGCUCUGUUUUUUUGUUUCUGGGUAACCAAACAAUGCAAGACCCAUCAACUUUUCCGAUGAUUAAACCUCAAUUUCCCGAACAAGAGCAGCUUAAAUGCCCUCGAUGUGAUUCUACAAACACCAAAUUUUGUUAUUACAAUAACUAUAAUCUUUCUCAGCCUCGUCACUUUUGUAAGAAUUGCCGUCGGUACUGGACCAAAGGCGGCGCUCUGCGGAACAUCCCUGUCGGCGGAGGAAGCCGUAAAAACGCCAAGCGACCGGCGGUGUCGACCACCGUCAAGCGUCCGCCUUCGUCCUCAUCUUCGUCUUCUUCGGGAUCGAUGCGGAACCCGAUUACGGGUCCGGAUCAUAACCCCAUCCGUGGCUAUGGCGGCGGGUUGGAAAUUCCGGGGAGCUUCAGCUCGCUGCUGGCGUCAAAUGGGCAAUAUGGGAAUCUCUUGGAGGGUAUGGAUCCGAAUCAACCGGAGAUGAAAAUGAUGGAAUUGGGGGGAUUUUCAGAGAAUUUGAUUUCUGGGUCUGGCCGGAAAUCUGCAGCGGAGGAACAGAGCGGCUGCGUGCCGGAGAAUUAUUUGGGUAUGUUGCAGAACGGCGAUUCUAGUUGUUGGACCGGCGGUGGCAGCAAUGGAUGGCCUGAUCUUGCCAUUUUCACACCAGGGUCAAGUUACCAGUAAACAGAGACGAAAAAUCCGCCAUUUUGUAUGGAAUUAAAGCUUCUGUUUGUUUGAUUAUGGAACAUUAGAAUCAAGGUGGAACAGACACAUUACAAGACCACCUCAACCAUUGAACAAAUUCUACACAGGUAAAAUCAAAGUCUUGUUCUUGUGUGUUUUUUUGUCUUUUAUUAUUAUUUUUUCAAUUUAAAUUUGAUGUGGUCUGAUGUUUUAUGAAUGAAGAGAUGGAGAAGAAGAUAAUUUCCACAACAAUCA